Geosmithia morbida is the source of this 828-nucleotide messenger RNA. RefSeq names its product cleavage and polyadenylation specificity factor subunit 4. The record is from RefSeq and is a predicted model, not a curated record. The coding region runs from base 1 to 828 and encodes 275 amino acids. Lineage: Eukaryota; Fungi; Ascomycota; Sordariomycetes; Hypocreales; Bionectriaceae. Gene Ontology annotation, molecular function: RNA binding; metal ion binding. The transcript has 2 exons.
AUGACGACGACGACGACGGCAGCAGGCAGCGCGCAGACGGCGGCGGCGUCGAUCCUCAACCACACGGCACCGUCCUACACGUUUCGGUUCUCCCCCUUCCUCCGGCAGACGUACCAGGUCGGCCUCCCGGCCGACAGGCCUGUAUGCCGGGCCUUCCAGACGGGGACGUGCCCGAACGGCACGCGCUGCCAGGAGCGACACGUGGCGCCUGGGACGACGAACCCAGCCUCCACCAUGGCGGAUGGCUUGGUGUGCAAGCACUGGCUGCGCGGGCUGUGCAAGAAGGGCGAGCACUGCGAGUUCCUGCACGAGUACAACCUCCGCAAGAUGCCAGAGUGCAACUUCUUCAUGCGCAACGGCUACUGCUCCAACGGCGACGAGUGCCUCUACCUGCACGUGGACCCUAUGAGCCGUCUGCCACCCUGCCCGCACUACGACAUGGGCUUCUGCCCCCUCGGCCCGCGCUGCGCGAAGAAGCACGUCAGGAGGAAGCUGUGCCCCUUCUACCUGGCCGGCUUCUGCCCCGACGGCCUCGUCUGCAAGGCCGGCGUGCACCCCAAGUGGAGGAAGGACCUCGACAGGCCCAGGGCCAGGAGCGAGGAGCGCAGGGAGCAGGAGGUCUAUGCUGCUGCUGCCGCGGCCGCGGCCGGCACGCCGGAUGACGAUGCUGCUUCUGCUGCGAGGGAUGACUACUUCCCCGGUCAGGGACAGCAGGGCCAAUUCGACGGGAGGUUCGGCGGUGGCGGGGGCGGCGGUCACAGGGGGAGGGGAGGGGGCAAGUGGAGGGGUGGUGGGGGGAGGGGACGGUUCAGGGGACGUGGCCACUGA